Molecule: messenger RNA, 552 nt
Organism: Drosophila rhopaloa
Lineage: Eukaryota; Metazoa; Arthropoda; Insecta; Diptera; Drosophilidae
Exons: 1
Coding region: 1-552 (183 amino acids)
Molecular function (GO): nucleic acid binding
Source: RefSeq, a predicted model, not a curated record
AUGAUAGCUCAAUUCGCAGGAAAAGAUCACAGAACUUGGGACGAGAACUGGCCAGAGAUUAUGCUAGCAGUGAACUCAAGCAUAUCUGAAUCAACUGGAUACUCCCCAGCGUUUCUCACACAGGGCCGGGAACCCCGUCUGCCAAACGCAUUAUAUGACAAAGAAACGUUAGGCUCUGGGAGAAACACAGAGACACCAGAUGAGAAGGCCGCCAAAUUGAAAGAAAUCUUCGAAAUAGUAAGGCGGAACAUGGAAAAAGCAUCCCAGGACCAAGCCAGAUACUACAAUCUGAGGAGGAGGCAGUGGACGCCGGAGGUGGGCAGCAUAGUAUGGGCAAAAGAACACCACCUAUCCAAAGCAGCCGAGGGUUUCGCAGCGAAAUUAGCCCCGAGGUACGAUGGUCCUUACCAGGUUGUAGAUUUCGUCUCGCCGGUAAUCUGCAAAAUACGCCACACACAUUCGAAGAAAGAGCGGACUAUUCACAUUAGCGAGCUUAAGCAGCAACAAGCAGAAACGGCACAAGAGCAGACGGCGGACACACCGGAGGACUAG